Rhodofomes roseus is the source of this 1563-nucleotide messenger RNA. RefSeq lists its product as uncharacterized. Gene Ontology annotation, biological process: cardiolipin biosynthetic process. Gene Ontology annotation, molecular function: CDP-diacylglycerol-glycerol-3-phosphate 3-phosphatidyltransferase activity. Bases 1 to 1563 code for a protein of 520 amino acids. Gene Ontology annotation, cellular component: mitochondrion. The transcript has 6 exons. The record is from RefSeq and is a predicted model, not a curated record. Lineage: Eukaryota; Fungi; Basidiomycota; Agaricomycetes; Polyporales; Fomitopsidaceae.
AUGUCUCUGACGCUGUCCUUCGCCCGGGUCCUUGCUCGAAGUCACGUACCUUCAGCAUUGCGACCGCACCGUCGAUUAUGUCUGCGACGACUGUCAACAUCUCCACUGGAUCCUGCUGUACAGCGGUUCGCCACCGAACUGGCUAAGCACCAGCCAUGCUACGGGAUUUCUGCCUCCUAUGUCAAGAUUUUGACCGAGCCUUGUCAGUUCUACCAAAGCCUUCUGAAUCUCAUUCGCAACGCGCGACGGAGAAUCUUCAUAUCUUCUCUGUACAUCGGGUCGGAGGACGUGGAACUGAUCAAAGCACUGGAAGCAUCACUUGAAGCUAAUCCCGCCCUCCAAGUGCACAUACACCUCGACUACAACCGGUGCACACGACCCGAGCCUCUGUCCACCGCGCACUUGCUUGCGCCUCUCGUGCGGCGGUAUCCAGACCGCGUACAUGCCUGGUUCUUCCGGAGUCCAAAGCUGAAAGGGCUAAUGGCGCGUGUGAUGCCUCCUCGCUUCAACGAGGGCUGGGGCGGCACUUGGCAUCCAAAGAUAUACGGUGCCGACGACGACCUGGUGAUAUCUGGCGCGAACCUCAACACGUCGUACUUCACCAACCGUCAAGACCGAUACGUUCAACUGACUGGCCAGCCCGAGUUGGCUGACUACUGCUUCUCGUUCCUAGAGCAGGCCGCUAGCUUCUCGUAUUCUCUGCUACCGUCCUCCACAGAACAAGAUGCUUAUGUGUUGUCUUGGCCUCACAAGGAUUCACAUCCCCAUCAUUUCGAGCCGAAGGCGGAAAGAAUCCUUACAGCAUUCCAAGAAGCCCAGAAGACCCGCGCCUCUCACAAGCUGGCCUCCCUACUCUCCGGGCCUUCUAGUGCUCAGGGUGACACGGACGUGAUAGUGGUGCCCAUCAUACAAGCUGGGCAAUUCAAUGUUCGCGAAGAGGAACGAUGCCUGGCCAUGCUGUUCCAGCAUCUCUCGGAGCCGUCAUCGCCCACAUCGCAUUAUGACGGACCCUUAGUGGAUCUGACGAGCGGUUACUUUGGCCUCUACAAACCGUAUCAGAGCCACGUCAUCAAUUCGCCUGUGGCAUGUCGCGUCUUAGCGGCCAGUCCAAAGGCGAACGGGUUCUACGGCUCCCGUGGUGUGUCUGGCAGGAUCCCAGAAGGCUACACAGUCCUUGAACGAAGAUUUAUGAAGGCCGUCCGCGCGGCUAGACGCGAAUGGCCUCCUGAGCAGCCCCUCGAGGACCGGAUUGAGUCGGGCGUGCAGCUCAGCGAAUGGGAAAGAGAAGGUUGGACGUACCACGCCAAAGGCAUAUGGCUCCGACCAACGCCUUCAGCGCACCCGUGCCUCACACUCUUCGGCUCGACGAAUCUCAACUCGCGCUCUGCCAACAUCGACACAGAGCUUUCCUUCAUGCUUGUGACUACUUCGCCAGGCCUACGCGCGCGUCUCGCGGAAGAAGUUGAUGGGCUCCGGUCGCAUGCGUAUCCCUGGCGGGGUGCGGAGAGGAGGGUGCGGCCGUUCUCUUGGCUGCUCGCGAGCGCGUUGUCGACUCGUCUAUGA